Messenger RNA from Drosophila bipectinata, 543 nucleotides. Lineage: Eukaryota; Metazoa; Arthropoda; Insecta; Diptera; Drosophilidae. The record is from RefSeq and is a predicted model, not a curated record.
AUGGUUCUUUAUUUCCUGAUCAAUUACACGUUGGCAGAGCAAUUGCCAUCGGAAGGAGCAAAAAUCAAAACGCGAGUGGAGUUCACCAACUUCCAAUGUACAUCGUUGGAUAAGGAGUUUACGGAUUUUGAGUAUUGCAAAAUAAAAGCCAUCAAUCGAACUUAUAAAUACGUUUCCACAAAAGUACUUCUGUUCAAAGUUCCUAUAACAAGAGUUAGGGUAAAUUUUGCAUUAUAUAAACGCUUGAAUGGCUAUAGACCUUUUUUAUACAACAUAUCCGUUGAUGCGUGUAAAUUUUUAAAGAACCGAAAAGCCAAUCCCAUCACCAACUACUUUUUUGACUUUUUUAGGGAAAUCUCCAAUAUGAAUCAUACGUGUCCCUUCGAUCACGAUCUUGUUGUGGAAAAGCUUACAACGGAGAGCAUCAAUCGAAGAAUGACCACUAUGCUGGCGUUUCCCGAAGGUGAUUAUAUGCUCGAAAUGCACUGGAUUGCUUAUGAUAUCACCCGGGCCAUUGUAAAAUUAUAUGUUUCAUUAAUGUGA